This is a messenger RNA of Epinephelus lanceolatus (giant grouper), 3620 nucleotides long. NCBI's taxonomy places the organism in Eukaryota, Metazoa, Chordata, Actinopteri, Perciformes, Serranidae. The record is from RefSeq and is a predicted model, not a curated record.
AUGAGGGUCGAGGGCCAGAUGGAUGAAAGACUGUCCUGUAAAGACGGCCACAGUGGUCCAACCUAUGAGUCCAUGCAGGCUGUGUUUGACCUAAAACCCUUCAGGCCAGCAGUGAACCUCAGCAAUCCCACCAUAAGCAACAUCUCCUUCACCCUGUAUGCUGUCCUGGGGGUGAAUGAGAAAACCCAAAUACUCACUACGUUCCUGUGGCUGAGACUGUACUGGCACCAUGAGUUCCUGGUUUGGGACCCUGAUGAGUGUGACGGUGUCACCAGGAUUUCUCUCCCUGUGAAGCAGCUCUGGUCUCCAGACAUCAUCGUGUAUGAGUUCGUGGAUGACGAUGUUUCCCAAGCGUGUCCUUACGUCUACGUCAACCACACAGGUCACAUCCGCUGGGACAGGAUGCUUCGGCUCGUCUCAGCCUGCAACCUGGAGAUCUUCAGUUUUCCUUUUGACGUGCAGAAUUGCACAUUUACAUUUGGCUCAUACAUGCACACCAUAAGGGAUGUGAGGGUUGGUCCAGCCCUGACCUUUAAGGAGAUGUCUGGAAACUCAAAGCGUUACCUGGAAGCCAGUGGAGAGUGGGAGCUGGUGGACAUACUGGGAGAGACCUCUAUCCUCCAGUUUGGGAUAGAUGAGUGGGACAUUAUCACCUUCUGGGUGGUCAUAAAGCGGCGUCCGGUGCUCUACGUGGUCAACCUGCUGAUCCCCAGCUCCUUCCUAAUGCUCAUCGAUAUCCUGUCCUUCUACCUGCCCCCCCACAGUGUUGACCGUGCCUCCUUCAAGAUGACCCUCAUCCUGGGCUACACCGUCUUCCUGCUCAUCAUGAACGACCUGCUGCCCAGCACAGCAAACGGCACACCCAUUAUAGGUAUCUAUUUCUCGGUGUGUCUGGCCCUCAUGGUCAUCAGUCUACUGGAAACGGUCAUCAUCACAAAUGUCCUCCACCACAGCUCCAUGAAAUAUCAAGAGGUUCCAAACUGGGUGAGGGUGGUUGUCCUCAAACACAUAGCCACCCUUAUCUGCUACAGAUGGCCUGAGGACAUCCAGCGCCCCUCAGUGCAACAGAAGGAUAAACCUGAAAGCUCAAACAGAGGUUCAGAGUCGUGGAUCAUCCAACCAGCCAGCCAGACAGCUCCCCAACACUCAAACAGCAGCGGAGGUACAGCUGCUCUUCCUGAACUGCAACAGAUCUGUCAAUACCUCAGCGACCUUCGUGCCCACCUCACCUCGCUGCAGAAGGAGAGCGAGCUGCAAGACCAGUGGUGCCAUGUAGGAUAUGUCCUUGACUUCCUGCUCUUCCGCAUCUAUCUGCUGCUUAUUUCAUGUUAUGCCCUGGUCAUCAUCUCCAUGUGGUGCGUCUGGAUCAGCCAUGUGCUGGAGUGGGAUAUAGAGGGACUGAGGUGGGAUGAGGAGGAAUGUGGAACUUCGAGAGUCUCUAUCCCUCGAGAAAAGCUUUGGGUCCCAGACGUCCACAUUGCAGAGUUCAUGGAGGAGGACAAAUCUCCCAAAACUCCUUAUGUCUACUUAUUAAACACAGGUCGUGUAUUUGAUGAUAAGCCAAUCAGAGUGAUCAGCUCCUGCCGAUUAGUAAUCUACACUUUCCCAUUUGAUAUCCAAAACUGCACUCUGACCUUCGGAUCAUAUCUACACUUUGCUUCGGACGUGAGGAUGAUUCAAGGCACCACAGCUGAAGAGAUCCUGGAGGAGUCACUCGAUGUAAUGGAGACCAAUGGCGAGUGGGAGCUUGCAGGAAUCGGUAUAGCUCCCCAUGCCCUGGCAUUAGAGGAUGGAAGCUACUCUGAGAUCAAAUACCAUAUUAUUCUGAAACGCAGACCACUCCUCUAUGUGGUGAACCUCCUGAUCCCCAGCUGCUUCCUUAUCACAGUGGACCUCUUCAGCUUCCUGCUGCCUCCCCAGAGCGUGGACCGGUCCUCCUUCAAGAUGACCCUCAUCCUGGGCUACACUGUCUUCCUGCUCAUCAUGAACGACCUGCUGCCUGUCACUGGAGAUACAACACCUCUCAUUAACGUUUUCUUCUCAGUCAGUCUGGCUCUGAUGGUGGCCAGCCUGUUGGAGACGGUGUUCAUCACCAACAUCCAGUUCAGCUCCAGCCAGUACAGCGCAGUGCCUAAGUGGCUCAGUGUCCUCGUGUUACGAUAUCUUGCUCUUGUAGUUUGUCUGCCUCCAAAGAAAAAGAGCAACCGGGUCACUGUCUUCCUCAACCCAUCUCAUGGAGAACCAGCAAUGAGAUCCAGCAUCGGGGAUAUCUCAGCCAUUUAUCCUGAAAGCGUUUUUAGUGACAAACCUCCAGAGAAACUCCCUGCGGCCCCUCAGUCCCCUCCUGAUCCGGUCCUGGAUGAACUGAGGAAACUGAGCAAAGAUCUCCUGUCCAUCCGCCUCCAGAUGGACAAACACUUCAAGGGGAGCAGUACCUCGGAGGAAUGGCAAAUGGUUGGGAUAGUCAUCGACCGCCUGCUGUUCGGCUUGUACAUUAUCUUCAUAGUGGUCAGCUUCAUCACCAUCAUAGCUAUCUGGAUCUGGAACAACUCGUACAAAGCAUGAUUCAACUACAGGGGUUGGGAUCAUACAUAUAUCACAGACAGGAAAUGGUCACACCUAUCAGCAGUUUGUAUGAUGUAUUAAAGAUGUGGCGGUUAGUAUCCUCCAGGGUAAAGAACAAUCAUCUUGUAGCAAAGAGACUGUCGGCCCUUACUGUGUUGUGUCCUUUAAAUCUGAGAUCUGACUACUGAUCAUGGAACAGUACACAGUGCUGAGGAACCGAACAUGUUGUAGCUCCCAGAGGUGCAGGUGUUGAAAAAUAAAAUGGGUGAGUGGUUACCGGAGGUGUUGAACAAUAAGUCCUGUGCUUUGCAAAGUGUGUUCAUGAUCUGGAUCCAACUGCAAACAUAAAAUAUGUGAAUUGUAUGUCUUUUCCAUUUGUGUUCAUUUACAGUAUUUAUGAGGAUCAGAUGAUACAGGGUAAUGAUCAUAGUAAAAGUGCAGCUAAGCUUUUUCUGUUGAGGUUAUAUCCUGCAAGAUAUAAUACCAGUAAAUCUAAAUGGGCAUUUUAUAGACCUCAGCUUGCUUUACUCCAAAAAAUAUGUAGCAGUGAUAUCAAAAAAAGAUUUACAGAUCAAGCACUACUCAUUUAGAGAUAACCUGAAGGCUAAACAGCAUAUUUUACAAUACAUGCAGCUCUUCAAUUACAUUAAGGACUUAGACUGGUCAAAGUAAAUGAUAAGGGUAAUGCAGUUUCUGAGCUUAUAGAGUUUUUUAUUUUUCUUCUAUACUUUUUAUAUUUUGUAUCUACUUUGUAUACAUUUCCAUUUAUUAAAACAGGAGGGAGUUUUCAUCUUUGUUUUGUGUCAAUGCAGCAACGUUGUGUUAUGUGAAUGUAAACGUGUGCAGGUGUAACCGCAUUUGCAGUUUUGCAAUUUAAGAUAUGAGUUUGAGAAUAUCCUUUAUUGACUGAGCUUUAUAUUUUAAAGUGCAGCAACACCUUUCUUUUUUUAAUGGAGGAACUAAAUGCAUGCAUUUGUCACCUGUUUGAACUUUAUUUUAUGACCAUGUUUAAUGAUUACAAGGCUACAACAUUAAAAGAUCUCCUCUUUUUUUAA